This is a messenger RNA of Struthio camelus australis, 2201 nucleotides long. Lineage: Eukaryota; Metazoa; Chordata; Aves; Struthioniformes; Struthionidae. The record is from RefSeq and is a predicted model, not a curated record.
GCGGAUGGUGCCCUGGGCCCCUGCCGUGGCUUCUGCCUAGCCGUUGUGGUAUUUGGGGUGUUUUUUCCUGUUUUGCGCUGGUAUUUGUACGUGCUGUGUGUACCCUAACCUGCAGGGGGGAGGUGUGUCUGCACUGAGCUUGUAGACCACCAAACGUUGCUUUGAAGGUCUGAACGGAGCUGGAUGAGCAUCCUGGGCUGUGGUGAACGCUGAUGGUGGAACGAGCCACCGACAGCGGGUGAGAGCCCCCGCAGCCACCCCCAGCACCGGGCGUCCUCCAGUCCGGGCCUUGGCUUCCAGGGGGUGUGAGGUCAGGAGGCAGCUCCUGGCCUUGGACACCAUCCCUGCCCUUACGUCUGGGCCAUCCUGUAAACACACAUGGUGCUAUUCUUUUUCUUGUUUACUUGGUUUAUCACAUACAGCAAGAUUGAAACGACUUUCUUUUCCUGUUGCACCCAGCUCUGCCCCAGAGCAUCCCUUAAAACACUCCUGAUAAAUUGAUUUCCGCAGCCCCUUUCGCUCCUGGUGCAGGGCUGUGGAGAGCCCUAUUGAAAAGGCACUUCACAACUUGCUUGAUAGUGCCUAGAUGCAGUUCUUUGUCAAAAAUGGAUGUUUGCAGCUGCCUCCUGCCAGCCCCCACCCCGCCGCAGCUGACUCGCGCCACCAAGCACCCACCACCCGUCGGCGGGAAGAGGCGCCUUGUCUGGCCAUCGAUUCCAGUGAGCAACGCAGUUUAUCUGUGCUGACAUGUUUCUUACGGAGCAGAAAACCAUACGCAGGAGUAAAGGCCCUGAAGGUGGCCCAAAUCCCUGGCCACCUUGCUCGUUUGGGCCUUAUUGCCUGCAGAUCUGGACUGCGUCGACAAGUAAAUAGCGGAAUAGCGUCCUUAACCCGCCUACGGAGGGGCUUUCCCCGAUGUUUUGGAUCAAUAAAACUGUGUUGUCUCCUGCCAGGCAGCAGCACAAGCAGCCCUUGGUUAGCUGGAGGUUGUCUCUUCUGUGCGCCCUGGACGGGGUCACCCGAGCGGCAGCGCCAGCGCGAGUUCCCGCGCAGCCAGUGGGAUUUGGUGCUCGCCCGCAGCCUGCCCUCCUUGGCCCGUUGUCGGCCCCUCUGUGGCUAUCAGCAUGACGCCUUCCCGAGUCCCUGCCCUCGCCUCCGAGCUCCCGUCCUUGUGUUGACGAUACGGGCGUGAGAUUUGCAUCGGUUUCGUGACCUGCCUGCAGCGACCUGAUCAAAACGCAACCGUGGCUGCUCUCUCUUCCUCCUCGUCUCCCUCUGUAGGCAAAGUCUCCCUUCCCCGUGAGGUCCUCCUCCCCAUGGCCGGCACGGCCACCCGCUCCAUGUUUUACGUAUUAGCACUUUAUUCUGAUUUUAAUGCCCUAGCAGACCUUGCAUGGGCCUGACCCAGGCAUCUCAGCAAGGCUUGGGCACAGGAGACUCCGAGAGCUCUGGUGGCCCCUCAGCCCCCCAGGAGCUGGCGGCCACCUCCGUUGUUCCUCGCCGAUCCUUUCGGUUUAUCCAUCGUCUCCGUGCUCGUGGUGCGUUUAGGCUGUAGCGGUGUACGCGACGCGCUGUGCCGCGGCUGAGCCAGGACUAACUUCCCCAGCCGUCCUCGAGCUGGUUUCCAACUCUGCCCCUCCUCAGUAGCUCCAAGUGUCGGGGUGUUUCUUCGCAACGCGCGUCCAGCCCCCCAUCCAGCUAUUUGUCGUCGUAGCCAUUUUCUCUUCGAGUAUGCAAUAUCCCAUACCAUUGCUGCCACUACUAGAUAACGUGCCAUAAUUGAUACUGUGGAGCAUUGACAGUGCGGCCGAAAGUGUUUUUAUAUGCAAUAUUCUGAGCAGCGGAAGCUCACGGGGGCUUCUCAUAGGUUUUUAAUGAAGACUUUUAUUAAAGGCUUUAAAAAAAAAAAAGGAAGAAAAACUUGGUCCUUGUAUCCCUUCCUAUGCAUUUUGAAUGAUAUUAAGAUGAAAUGCAUUACUUAAAUGUGUAUUUUUAUCCAUAUAUUAGAGUGUAUUCCUUGUAAAGUAUUUUUAUAUGCUAAUUUUCUUAUGUAUCUAUGAAAGCACAAUAUUUAAAAGUACAGCAUUUCAAAGAAUAUUUUAGUCCUGUUUUGGACCUAUUUGUAAAUCUCUGUAUUUAAAUGGGAUUGCAAUGACUUUGCCUUUUUUUUUUUUUUAAUUAAAUAAAAGCAAAUGAAAUGC